UUUCCAGCCGCGCCCCCCCCCCCCCCCAACCCUGUGCCAGUUUUUUCUAUAUAAUGGUAGAGGGGAGAAUAAAUGACCUCCAAGGUCUCCUGUUCUGACUUCGGGAGUCGGGGAGAGCACUUCCGGUGGAAGGAAGGAGAAUGAAAAGGAAGAGGAAAGGGCGGCACGGAGGAGGAGGAGGUGCCGCGCAUCGCCGAGGUGGCACCGACGACUCCGCCCCGGAGCUCUCCCAGGGCCCCUAGCUUUCCGCUGGAUCUGGCGGAAAUGAGCCACGACUCCGGGCAGGCGGGCAGGCAGGCGGCGGAGCCCCCAGAGCUGGGCGGGCGGCGCCGCAGGCUGGGCCCCGUCUCCGCCCUGCCCCGCCCUACCCAGGCUGCCGCUGACCUGCGCGCUGGGCGGCGACAGUGGCCGCCCGAGGUGCUCUGUCCCUGCACGCCACGCCCCCUGCCUGCCCGCUUGUCCUUCGGAGGCACGCCCCCUCCCGCCUCUCCGCCUCGACCCCCCUCGGGGGCCCAGGCGGGGCCCAAAUCGCCAGCAUCGCCGCCAUCGUCUGCGCCGCGUCCCUAGCUCAGCGAAGGAGAGGCCUCGCGCCGGACCCCCAUCGCCUUCUGAGGUGCCAGGAUGGUGGGGGAACUCCGCUACAGGGAAUUCAGAGUGCCCCUGGGGCCGGGCUUGCAUGCCUAUCCAGAUGAGCUGAUCCGCCAGCGGGUGGGCCAUGAUGGGCAUCCUGAGUACCAGAUCCGCUGGCUCAUCCUCAGGCGUGGGGAUGAUGGGGAAGGGGGCUCUAGCCAAGUGGACUGCAAGGCCGAACACAUCCUGCUGUGGAUGUCCAACGACGAGAUCUAUGCCAACUGCCACAAGAUGCUGGGCGAGGACGGCCAGGUCAUCGGACCUUCUCAGGAGAUUGCAGGGGAAGCUGGGGCCCUGGACAAAUCUGUGCUAGGGGAAAUGGAAACCGAUGUGAAGUCUUUGAUUCAGAGGGCCCUCCGGCAGCUGGAGGAGUGUGUGGGCACCAUCCCUCCUGCUCCUUUGCUUCACACUGUCCACGUACUCAGCGCCUACGCCAGCAUCGAGCCCCUCACUGGUGUAUUCAAAGACCCAAGGGUCCUGGACUUGCUCAUGCACAUGUUGAGUAGUCCUGAUUACCAGAUUCGCUGGAGUGCGGGCCGGAUGAUACAAGCCCUGGCCUCUCAUGAUGCUGGGACCCGGACCCAGAUUCUUCUGUCGCUGAGCCAGCAAGAAGCCAUUGAGAAACACCUAGAUUUUGACAGCCGCUGUGCUCUGCUAGCUCUGUUUGCACAGGCCACACUCUCUGAACACCCCAUGUCUUUUGAGGGUAUCCAGCUGCCACAGGUCCCAGGAAGGCUUCUCUUCUCCCUGGUGAAGCGCUAUUUGCAUGUCACUUCUCUUCUGGACCAGCUGAAUGACAGUGCUGCAGAACCAGGAGCCCAGAACAACUCUGCUCCCGAGGAGUUGAGUGGGGAGAGGGGUCGACUGGAGCUGGAGUUCAGCAUGGCCAUGGGCACCCUCAUCUCAGAGCUUGUGCAGGCCAUGCGCUGGGACUGGGCCUCGAGCAAACAGGGGCCCUCGGCACGGUCUUCAUGCUCCAUCUUCCAGCCCCAGCUGGCAGAGGCCGGCCCAGGGCUGCCACCCGCCCGGGUCCGGCCCUCCAUUAGGAGGUCAAGGAGGUUCCGCCCUCGCUCUGAGUUUGCAAGUGGCAAUACUUAUGCCUUGUACGUGCGAGAGACGCUGCAGGCCGGGAUGCGAGUUCGCAUGCUGGAUGACUAUGAGGAGAUCAGCGCUGGGGACGAGGGUGAGUUCCGGCAGAGCAACAACGGCGUGCCCCCCGUGCAGGUGUUGUGGGAGUCGACAGGCCGCACCUACUGGGUACACUGGCACAUGCUGGAAAUUCUGGGCUUUGAGGAAGACAUUGAAGAUGUGGUUGAGGCUGAUGAGAACCAUGGGGCUGUGGUCAGUGGAGCCCUGGGUGUAGCCACAGCCUUGCCCUCCUGGCGGUGGAAGCCCAUGACAGAGCUCUAUGCGGUGCCCUAUGUGCUGCCUGAGGAUGAGGAUGCUGAAGAAAGUGAACACUUGACCCAGGCAGAAUGGUGGGAGCUCCUCUUCUUCAUCAAGAAGCUGGAUGGACCCGACCAUCAGGAGGUUCUCCAGAUCCUUCAGGAGAACCUGGAUGGCGAGAUUCUGGAUGACGAGAUCCUGGCUGAGCUGGCUGUGCCCAUGGAGUUGGCCCAGCACCUACUGCUGGCUCUGCCACAGCGACUCGAUGACAGCGCUCUCAGGGACCUGCUCAACUGCCGUGUCUACAGGAAAUAUGGGCCUGAGGCCCUGGCAGGGCAGCCAGCUUACCCAACCCUGCCGGAAGCCCAGGCCCAGCCUCAGGAAUCAGCAGAUGCAUCCAGAGUGGAAGGAAAAGAACCCCCAACUCAGUGUCCCGACACUCCUCUGAGGCGACUGAUGGAGGGCUGCGGUCUGCCUGGCAGAAUCUUCCUGGACCUGGAGCGAGCCCUCAGCUCAGAGGGGCCUCGGGAGAUGGAGAUCAAGCCGCUUCUGCUGCAGCUGCAGAGGCAGCCCCAGCCCUUCCUCACCCUGAUGCGGGGCCUCGACACCCCAGCGGCCAACAAGGCCCUGCACCUGACCGUUCUGAGGAUCCUGAUGCAGUUGGUGGACUUCCCCGAGGCGCUGCUGCUCCCCUGGCACGAGGCCAUGGAUGCCUGCAUGGCCUGCCUGCGGUCACCAGACACUGACCGAGAGGUGCUCCAGGAACUCAUCUUCUUCCUGCACCGCCUGGCCUCUGUGAGCAGGGACUACGCUGUGGUGCUGAAUCAGCUGGGAGCCCGAGAUGCCAUCUCCAAGGCACUGGAAAAGCACCUGGGAAAACUGGAUCUGGCUCAGGAGCUGCGGGACAUGGUGUUCAAGUGUGAGAAGCAUGCCCACCUCUACCGGAAACUCACCACCAACAUCCUGGGAGGCUGCAUCCAGAUGGUGUUGGGCCAGAUCGAAGACCACAGACGAACCCACCGACCCAUCAACAUCCCCUUCUUUGACGUGUUCCUCAGAUAUCUGUGCCAGGGCUCCAGCGUGGAAAUGAAGGAGGACAAGUGCUGGGAGAAGGUGGAGGUGUCUUCCAACCCGCACCGGGCCAGCAAGCUGACGGAUCGAAACCCCAAGACCUACUGGGAGUCCAAUGGCAGCGCCGGCUCCCACUACAUCACCUUGCACAUGCACCAGGGCAUCCUCGUCAGGCAGCUGACUCUCCUGGUGGCUAGUGAAGACUCAAGCUAUAUGCCAGCCAGGGUGGUGGUGUUUGGGGGCGACAGCACCAACUCUCUUAACACAGAGCUCAACUCGGUGAACGUGAUGCCCUCGGCCAGCCGGGUGAUCCUCCUGGAGAACCUGACCCACUUCUGGCCCAUCAUCCAGAUCCGCAUAAAGCGCUGCCAGCAGGGCGGCAUCGACACACGCAUUCGGGGGUUGGAGGUCCUAGGCCCUAAGCCCACAUUCUGGCCAGUGUUUCGGGAGCAGCUGUGUCGUCACACACGCCUCUUCUACAUGGUCCGGGCACAGGCUUGGAGCCAGGACAUAGCAGAGGACCGCAGGAGCCUCCUGCACCUGAGUUCUAGGCUCAAUGGGGCUCUGCGUCAGGAGCAGAAUUUUGCUGAUCGCUUCCUCCCUGACGAUGAGGCCGCCCAAGCGCUGGGCAAGACCUGCUGGGAGGCCCUGGUCAGCCCCCUGGUGCAGAACAUCACCUCCCCUGAUGAGGGUGGCAUCAGCCCCCUGGGCUGGCUGCUGGACCAGUACCUGGAGUGUCGGGAGGCUGCCCACAAUCCCCAGAGCCGCGCAGCUGCUUUCUCCUCACGGGUGCGCCGCCUCACCCACCUGCUGGUGCACGUGGAGCCCUGUGAGGCGCCCCCUCCAGCGGUGGCCGCUCCCCGGCCCAAGGGCAGAAACAGAAGCCAUGACUGGAGCUCCCUGGCUACCCGGGGGCUUCCCAGCAGCAUCGUGAGAAACCUGACCCGCUGCUGGCGGGCCGUGGUGGAGGAGCAGGUGAACAACUUUCUGACCUCACGCUGGCGGGAUGGUGACUUUGUGCCACGUUACUGUGAACACUUCCAUAAUCUGCAGAAGUCGAGCUCGGAGCUGUUUGGGCCACGGGCAGCCUUCCUGCUGGCGCUGCAGAACGGCUGUGCUGGUGCCUUGCUGAAGCUCUCAUUUCUCAAAGCUGCCCACGUGAGUGAGCAGUUUGCCCGGCACAUUGACCAGCGGAUCCAGGGCAGUCGGAUUGGCGGAGCCCGGGGGAUGGAGAUGCUAGUGCAGCUGCAGCGAUGCCUGGAGACAGUCCUAAUUUUCUCUGGCCUGGAGAUAGCCACCACCUUCGAGCAUUACUACCAGCACUACAUGGCAGACCGUCUCCUGGGCGUGGGCUCGAGCUGGCUGGAGGGGGCCGUGCUGGAGCAGAUCGGUCCCUGCUUCCCCAACCGCCUCCCCCAGCAGAUGCUGCGGAGCCUGAGCAUGUCCGAGGAGCUGCAGCGCCAGUUCCACGUCUACCAGCUCCAGCGGCUGGAUCAGGAGCUCCUGAAGCUGGAGGACACUGAGAAGAAGAUACAGGGGGGCCACGAGGCCAGUGACAGGGAGCACAAGAGAGAGAAGGCAGAGGAGGCAGAAGGAGCGGGGGCAGCAGCGGCCACAGAUGUGGCAGGGGAAGAGGAGGAGGACGAGGAGGAAGAUGAGGAUCUCUACUAUGAAGGGGCGAUGCCAGAAGUGUCCGUGCUGGUCCUGUCACCACGCUGCUGGCCCACUGCCUCCAUCUGCCACACGCUGACCCCCAGAACCUGCCUGCCGGCCUAUCUCAGGGGCACUUUGAACCGAUAUUCCAACUUCUACAACAAGAGCCAGAGUUACCCUGCCCUGGAGCAGGGCCCUCAGAGGCGACUGCAGUGGACAUGGCUGGGUCGGGCUGAGCUGCAGUUUGGGGACCAGACCCUGCAUGUGUCCACCGUGCAGAUGUGGCUGCUGCUGUAUCUCAAUGACCUGAAGGCUGUCUCUGUGGAGAGUCUGCUGGCACUCUCUGGGCUCUCUCCAGACAUGCUCAAUCAGGCGAUUGGGCCUCUUACCUCUUCAAGAGGCCCCCUGGACCUUCAAGAGCGAAAGGAUGUCCCAGGAGGGGUGCUCAAGAUUCGAGAUGGCAGCGAGGAGCCCAGGCCAAGGAGGGGCAAUGUGUGGCUCAUCCCACCUCAGACAUACCUGAAAGCAGAGGAUGAAGAGGGCCGGAACUUGGAGAAGAGGCGGAACCUUUUGAAUUGCCUCAUUGUCCGAAUCCUCAAGGCCCGGGAUGAGGGGCUGCAUAUUGACCAGCUUGUCUGCCGGGUCCUGGACGCUUGGCAGAAGGGCCCAUGUCCUCCCAGGGGUUUGGUCAGCAGCCUCGGUAGGGGAUCUGCCUGCAACAGUACCGAUGUCCUCUCCUGCAUCCUGCACCUCCUGAGCAAGGGCACAGUGAGGCGCCAUGAUGACCGGCCCCAGACGCUGUCCUAUGCAGUCCCUGUGACUGUGAUGGAGCCUCACACCGAGUCCCUGAACCCAGGCUCCUCGGGCCCCAACCCACCCCUCACCUUCCAUACCCUGCAGAUUCGCUCCCGGGGCGUGCCCUAUGCCUCCUGCACAGGCACCCAGAGCUUCUCUACCUUCCGGUAGUCCUGGAGAUGGGAUCAGGGCUUUCUACAGAAAUAAAAUGCAGGAGUUUGGUUA
Leopardus geoffroyi (Geoffroy's cat) is the source of this 5760-nucleotide messenger RNA. RefSeq names its product cullin 7 (gene CUL7). Gene Ontology annotation, molecular function: ubiquitin protein ligase binding. Gene Ontology annotation, cellular component: Golgi apparatus. The record is from RefSeq and is a predicted model, not a curated record. Gene Ontology annotation, biological process: ubiquitin-dependent protein catabolic process. NCBI's taxonomy places the organism in Eukaryota, Metazoa, Chordata, Mammalia, Carnivora, Felidae.